This is a messenger RNA of Mixia osmundae IAM 14324, 2238 nucleotides long. RefSeq lists its product as uncharacterized. NCBI's taxonomy places the organism in Eukaryota, Fungi, Basidiomycota, Mixiomycetes, Mixiales, Mixiaceae. Gene Ontology annotation, biological process: ATP synthesis coupled electron transport. Bases 1 to 2238 code for a protein of 745 amino acids. Gene Ontology annotation, cellular component: membrane. The transcript has 5 exons. The record is from RefSeq and is a predicted model, not a curated record. Gene Ontology annotation, molecular function: NADH dehydrogenase (ubiquinone) activity; iron-sulfur cluster binding.
AUGCUCCGAUCCGGCAUGCUCGCAAGAGCAGCGCUACGGCCAACUAUGGCCAGACGAGCCAUGCCUCAAGCUGGACGUAGUCUUGCCACUUCAUCCGACAUGAUCACGCUCGAGAUCGAUGGAAAGAGCAUCUCUGUGCCCAAAGGCAGCUCACUCAUUCAAGCAUGCGAGCUAGCGGGCGUCUCUAUCCCUCGCUUCUGCUACCACACCGGACUAGCCAUCGCUGGCAAUUGCAGGAUGUGCUUGGUAGAAGUCAAGCCAGGGCCACCGAAGCCACAGGCGUCUUGCGCGAUGCCUGCUCUGCCGGGUCAGAAAGUCUUCACCAACACCGACAUGGUCAAGAAAGCUCGUGAAGGCAUCAUGGAAUUCUUGCUCGCAAAUCACCCGCUCGACUGUCCCAUUUGUGAUCAGGGUGGCCAAUGCGACUUGCAAGAUCAAUCAAUGCGUUAUGGCUCUGAUCGAUCUCGCUUUCAUGAGAUCACCGGCAAGCGCGCAGUCGAAGACAAGGAUAUGGGACCCUUUGUCAAGACCGUCAUGACGCGUUGCAUCCACUGCACCCGAUGCGUACGCUUUGCCAACGAUGUCGCUGGCGUGACAGAUCUCGGCACAACGGGACGAGGUAAUGACAUGCAAAUUGGCUCGUACGUACAAAAGACCGUCGACUCGGAGAUGUCUGCCAACAUCAUCGAUCUCUGUCCCGUCGGCGCGCUGACGAGCAAGCCAUACGCUUUCCAAGCACGCCCGUGGGAGCUCAAGCACACCGAGUCUGUCGAUGUCCUCGAUGCUGUAGGCUCCAACAUCGUCGUUCAGUCUCGAGGUGUGCAAGUCAUGCGGAUACAGCCACGGCCGAACGAUGAGAUCAACGAGGAAUGGAUCAACGAUAAGACUCGAUUUGCAUUAGAUGGACUCAAGACACAACGAUUGACAACGCCCCUCAUUCGACAGGGCGAGCGCUUCGUACCGGCCUCGUGGUCCGAAGCUCUCGACAUUGUCGGUGAAGGACUUGCAAAGUCUGGCGCAACGGGCAAUCAAAUUCAGGGCAUUGCCGGCGCGCUGGCAGACUCUGAAAGCAUGGUCGCACUCAAAGACUUGCUGAACAGACUAGGCUCCGACAAUCUGACAACAGAUCAAACAGGAGGCUCCUCAGCUCCCGCGCACGGCAUCGAUUUCAGAUCUAACUACCUCUUUAAUUCGACCAUUCCUCAAGUGGAGCAGGCUGAUCAGGUACUGCUCGUCGGCACUAACCCUCGACAUGAAGCUGCCAUCAUCAACACGAGGCUCCGAAAGUCAUGGGUCAGAGGUGAUCUAGAUGUAGGCUUGAUCGGGGAGAGCUUCGAUAGCACAGUCGAGCUGGAGCACAUCGGUACGGAUCUCAAAGCCGUCAAAGACUUCGUGGCGGGCAAGGGCGAUUUCGCAAAGAAGUUUGCGCAAGCUAAAAAGCCGCUCAUCAUCAUUGGUAGCGCCAUCUCGGAGCAUGCGGAAGGAGGCGCGGUCUACGAGACCCUCGCGAAGUACGUGCAUGCGAACAAGAAUAGAUUCAUCACGCCGGAAUGGAACGGCUUCAGUACUCUGCAAAGGGCAGCGUCUCGCGCUGCGGCCUAUGAUAUCGGCUUCGUGCCGUCCAAGGAGGCCGCUAAGGCGACUCCAAAAUUCAUCUAUUUGCUGAAUGCCGAUGACUUUGAUCCUAGCUCGAUCCCCAAGAACGCUUUCGUGGUCUACCAGGGACACCACGGCGACCUUGGAGCUCAAUACGCCGAUGUCUGCUUGCCAGGUGCAGCAUACACGGAGAAGGGCGUCACUUGGGUCAAUACCGAAGGCAGAACACAGCUCGGACGCGCAGCGGUGUCGCCUCCCGGAGCCUCGAGAGAAGAUUGGAAGAUCGUCCGUGCGGUCAGCGAGGCAGUCGGCGAGACGCUGCCCUACGAUGAGCUCGUCGAGCUACGCAACAGGAUGUGGGACGUCUGUCCCUCGCUCGUACGCUACGGUACGGCAGAAAAGACGAGCGCGAUCGAUGUCGGUCUUCAGGCGCUAGUGGCGAAUGCAGGCAAGGCUACGCUGCCAAAGGGAAAGACGGGCGCUUUCCAGAAGCCCAUUGCGGACUUCUACCGUACUGACGCAAUCUCACGAUCGAGCGUCUCCAUGGCGCAAGGCAGCCAGGCGUUCACUCACAAAGCGUGGCACACUCAUGAGGGUCAGUUUCCACUACAACCUGAAGAGCAUAGGAGCUCACCUACUUGA